AUGCAAGGCAGUUCCUCCCCGAUGGAGAAAAGAGUGGUUCUGAUCACAGGAUGCUCCUCAGGAAUCGGGCUGGGCUUAGCUGUACUUCUGGCUUCUGACUCUUGCCAAAGAUAUAAAGUCUAUGCCACUAUGAGGGAUCUUUCCAAGAAAGAAUAUCUGUUGGAGUGUCUAAAGGACUGCCAUGCUGACACUUUUGAGAUUCUGCAGAUGGAUGUUACAGACCAGCAAUCUGUGUUGGCUACCACUGAGAAAAUAAAAGAAGAGCGAGUAGACAUUUUAGUAUGUAAUGCUGGCAUUGGAUUGAUGGGGCCCCUGGAAUGUCACACUUAUGACACAAUGAAGAAGAUAUUUGAUGUCAACCUCUUUGGUACAAUCAGCACCAUACAAGCCUUUCUUCCUGGGAUGAAGCAGAGAAGAUCUGGACAGAUCAUUAUUUCCAGCAGUAUGGGAGGCCUGCAAGGUGUCCCAUUUAAUGAUGUGUACUGUGCUAGUAAAUUUGCAGUGGAGGGGUUCUGUGAAAGCAUGGCUAUUGUUCUGCAGCAUUUUAAUAUACAUGUGAGCCUCAUUGAGUGUGGAACUGUCAACACCAAUUUUGUGAACAACCUGAUUGCGAAUGACUUCACUGACAGUCAACUCCAGAGCGUGGACAGCGACACCCGCGCUCUCUACGCCCAAUAUCUCCAACACUGUCAGACAAUUUUCCAAGAUGUGGCCCAGGACACAGAUGAGAUCCUGCAGGUCUUUGUGGAAGCAAUUGAGGCCUCAGUUCCAUCACUCCGAUACUUCACCACUCAGUUUUUCAUGCCCCUUAUUAAGCUGAAGUUACAAUGUGCAAGCGGAUCAGAGUAUGUCCACGCCAUUUACAAGUUUGUGUUUUCUGGAACAAAGCCAAAGGAAUAG
Bufo gargarizans (Asiatic toad) is the source of this 900-nucleotide messenger RNA. RefSeq names its product hydroxysteroid 17-beta dehydrogenase 1 (gene HSD17B1). Gene Ontology annotation, biological process: estrogen biosynthetic process. Gene Ontology annotation, molecular function: estradiol 17-beta-dehydrogenase [NAD(P)+] activity. NCBI's taxonomy places the organism in Eukaryota, Metazoa, Chordata, Amphibia, Anura, Bufonidae. The transcript is spliced from 7 exons. Gene Ontology annotation, cellular component: cytoplasm. Bases 1 to 900 code for a protein of 299 amino acids. The record is from RefSeq and is a predicted model, not a curated record.